CAGCUCCCGGCAUCUUUUUCCCCCCCAAGCGGUUCUCACUCGAUCCCGGAGAGCCCUGGUGCUCUCCGGCUCCUUGGUUUGUGGCAGUGGGUCCCACCAGACCCGCCCUGUGCACCUCACUUCGGGACGCCGGAGUCUUCUCCCUCUGCCCUCCAGGCUGGGGCCAGAUACCCACCCCAUUCGCUUUUUCUCACUGAAGUGCCCGAGUCCUCGGUUCUUCUAAAACACGAUGCCGUCGGGUUUCCAGCAGAUCGGCUCUGAAGAUGGGGAACCCCCUCGGCAGCGAGUGACGGGGACCCUGGUCCUUGCUGUGUUCUCGGCUGUACUUGGUUCCCUUCAGUUUGGCUACAACAUUGGGGUCAUCAACGCCCCACAGAAGGUGAUUGAACAGAGCUACAACGCAACAUGGCUGGGAAGGCAGGGGCCUGGGGGACCCACUUCCAUCCCACAAGGCACUCUUACUACACUGUGGGCUCUCUCCGUGGCCAUCUUUUCUGUGGGCGGCAUGAUUUCUUCCUUUCUCGUUGGCAUCAUUUCUCAAUGGUUGGGAAGGAAAAGGGCUAUGCUAGCCAACAAUGUCUUGGCAGUGCUGGGGGGCACCCUCAUGGGCCUCGCCAAUGCCGCUGCCUCCUACGAGCUGCUCAUUCUCGGACGGUUCCUCAUCGGUGCUUACUCAGGGCUAACAUCAGGGUUGGUGCCUAUGUAUGUGGGAGAAAUCGCCCCCACUCAUCUGCGGGGUGCUUUGGGAACACUCAACCAACUGGCCAUCGUCAUUGGCAUUCUGAUUGCCCAGGUGUUGGGCUUGGAGUCUAUGCUGGGCACAGCUACCCUGUGGCCACUGCUGCUGGCUCUCACGGUGCUCCCUGCCCUCCUGCAGCUGCUUCUCCUGCCCUUCUGUCCUGAGAGCCCCAGAUACCUUUACAUCAUCCGGAACCUGGAGGGGCCUGCCCGAAAGAGUCUGAAGCGCCUGACAGGCUGGGCCGAUGUGUCGGACGCGCUGGCUGAGCUGAAGGAUGAGAAGCGGAAGUUAGAGCGGGAGCGUCCCAUGUCCCUGCUCCAGCUCCUGGGCAGCCGCACCCACCGGCAGCCUCUGAUCAUCGCCGUAGUACUGCAGCUGAGCCAGCAGCUCUCGGGCAUAAACGCUGUUUUCUACUAUUCAACCAGCAUCUUCGAGUCAGCUGGGGUAGGACAGCCAGCCUACGCCACCAUAGGAGCUGGUGUGGUCAACACCGUCUUCACGUUGGUCUCGGUGCUCUUAGUAGAACGGGCUGGGCGACGGACCCUCCAUCUCCUGGGCCUGGCAGGCAUGUGUGGCUGUGCCAUCUUGAUGACUGUGGCUCUGCUUCUGCUGGAACGGGUUCCAGCCAUGAGCUAUGUCUCCAUCGUGGCCAUAUUUGGCUUUGUGGCCUUCUUUGAGAUUGGCCCUGGCCCCAUCCCCUGGUUCAUUGUGGCUGAGCUCUUCAGCCAGGGACCCCGCCCAGCAGCCAUGGCUGUAGCUGGCUUCUCCAACUGGACAUGUAACUUCAUUGUUGGCAUGGGUUUCCAGUAUGUCGCGGAUGCUCUGGGUCCCUAUGUCUUCCUUCUAUUUGCCGCCCUACUGCUUGGCUUCUUCAUCUUCACCUUCCUCAAAGUGCCUGAGACCAGAGGCCGGACGUUUGACCAGAUCUCCGCCGCCUUCCGCCGGACACCUUCCCUCUUAGAGCAGGAGGUGAAACCCAGCACAGAACUUGAAUACUUAGGGCCAGAUGAGAAUGACUGAGGGGCAGGGCAGGGUGGGAGAGCCACCCUCUACAGCCCCACAGACCCCUCCUCUCCUCAACAGCACUUUAGCCCUCUUUUCCCGUUACCUCCAGGAUGGAGAAAACUGCAGCCUGGAGAACUGGGAAGCCGAGGGAAGGGUGGUUCAAGUACCCCUCAUUCCCCUCCUGACUCUUUUGGAUUAUUUAUGUGUUGUGGCUAGGCUGUGGCCACCUGGUGGGCUAUUCUCCUCU
Molecule: messenger RNA, 1991 nt
Organism: Peromyscus eremicus (cactus mouse)
Lineage: Eukaryota; Metazoa; Chordata; Mammalia; Rodentia; Cricetidae
Gene: Slc2a4
Product: solute carrier family 2 member 4
Exons: 11
Coding region: 230-1759 (509 amino acids)
Biological process (GO): D-glucose transmembrane transport; cellular response to insulin stimulus
Cellular component (GO): membrane
Source: RefSeq, a predicted model, not a curated record